Molecule: messenger RNA, 4988 nt
Organism: Sphaerulina musiva SO2202
Lineage: Eukaryota; Fungi; Ascomycota; Dothideomycetes; Mycosphaerellales; Mycosphaerellaceae
Exons: 2
Coding region: 1-4887 (1628 amino acids)
Source: RefSeq, a predicted model, not a curated record
AUGGCCGAAGAAAGCAUCAAGAUUGCAUACCACGAUGCCACUUCCGGAUCCGGCGAUUUUGAACAAAAGGACAUCAGCUUCCUUGAUAUUGGUAGAAUGGAGGCCCCCGCCGGCGGCAGAGGUGGAUGCGGAGGCACAGGUAACGGUGACGAGGGCUAUCCACCGAUUUGCUGUAGAAAAGCAUCGCAGCUCAAGAAGCGUCUUAAAAUCAUUGCACUAUCACACAGCUGCGAAGAGCAGGAGAAGGCAUCAAAGAUGGCGCCCAAACGCAAGACACCUCCAGGCAAGGAUCGGGGCUCGGGAUCAUCUGCCAAGCUAGCACUCACGGAUUAUAUGCUCGCUGCACAGGCUGUGCACAAGCAAGCGGCCGACACCACUAGAGAGAGUUCCAUACGAUCCUAUCAUCCCACGUGGGAUCCUUAUACCCCACCUGAUCUCCGCAGAGAUCUGGAUCCUUCCCAACUCCGCGCGUUGAGAUUUUAUCGAUACGGUCUCACGAAUGCUUCAACUGAGUAUCCAGGACUUGUCAAGCCGCGCGUGGGCAGCCGGCGAUUUCCUGCUGGAUGGGAGGCUUACUAUCCAUUUGCAAGGGACCGGCCGAACGAUGCUGCCAACGCCACUGCCCAGGCCAGAGCGUUUGUCAAAGCCAGAAGACACCACAAGAGUCUGUAUUCGAGAAGCCCGGAAACCUGGAAGCGAGCGUCGAGGGGAUUCGAGAGUACAUGGAAAAAGGGCAGGGGAAAGACCGUAAGUAGAGGAAAGGCGAGUGAUGGUCUGUACUAUGGGCAGCAGAAUGGUAAGAGCAAAUUGAACAAAUUUGUGGAGAAUGAGGUUGCCACCUUCCAGAAGAACAAGAGGAUUGUCGACGGAGAAAUAUACGAAGAUGCGACAUCUGACUAUGACUCUGAUGAAGUCUAUUAUGAGGGCGCCGAUGACAGCUAUUGGCAGAACUACAACAAGCCUCAGUCCAGACCCUCUGAUCGGAGAAGCACAGUUUCUUCGGAGUAUGUAGCCGAUGAAGAGGCCACUCCACGCAGCGUACACUUUGAUGAAGCCAACGAACCACGGCGUCACGAAAGAUUGCCUCCCGGUCCCAAUGGAUCAACGAAGAAAGUUCCAGCAACGUCAGCAACGACAACAACAAAGUCAAAUACUCAGCCAACUGUAUUCCCUCCUCAUCCGCACAAUAAAUACAACCGCCACUCUAAGCUCUCCAUUCCGCGCUCUCCGCCCAUCCUCUCCCAAGCCGAACGGGCCGCCCGCAGAAAAUGGGCUGCCAGGCUCUCCGAAGACGACUACGCUCGAGCUGUCGCAGACGGCAUGAUCAUCCCCCUUGCCCCUCCAACUGUCACUGUCAAGUCCUCUUCUCGAGCCAAAUGGGAGACCUCAAAUUCUAGCGAUCAACCACGGCAAAAUGAUGUUGGGGAUGAGGCCAUGGACGAAUCUGGCGAUGUUGAGAUGGGAGACAAUAACACCAACGAAGAGAAUUCCGAUCCUAAUCGGAACUGGUCUGAAGGACCGAGCGAUAGUGACUCCCUUGAAGGUCUUGGGCGCGAACUGGCUGAAGUCAACAUUAGGCAACCUGCCGCCCCACAAGUUCUCCGGGGUCUCCGUCUUCCACGAGACUGGACUCCAGUAUGGCGAAAUGUCGACGGCGAAGAUCGUUGGCUCUUCUACGACCAAGCAGCAGGCGUCCACCGACCAAAUCUCCCAGAUCCUCCUCUCGAAAUGGGUUCCAUCGACCCCAAUCGAGUCUAUGACAUCUUCGAUCGGGAUAUGCUCCCAUAUCCCAUGCCCAUGCCAACUCCCCCUUGGCACCUCGAUUGCCUCUCCGCAGAACCUCAUGUCGCGAGAGGCUAUCAAGCUGUCAGAGACGACGCGGGGCUUUGGUACUACAUCCAACCCAAUGGCGACACUCUCUGGCACGCUCCACCAGGCAUCCCAGCUUUUCCAGACCUCGAUAGGACGCAUUUCUACGCGCAUGAUGGACUGCUUCAUCCCGUAAAUGAAAGUUCUCGCAGUAUAGCUCCAGAGCACGCGCCUUUGCUGCAUGAGAAUGAACGCUUCGGGGCCCCGGAUGAAGGGACUCGAGAGGAUCCCCUUGGGGAUGAAGAUGAUGACCUGAUUGUCACCGAGGCAGACUUGGCUCGCUUGGACGCUCAAGAGCGCGAUGCAGAUGGACGUGAUGCGACAGGUGAAGACGAGGAUCUUUUGCCGGAGCACGAAGAAGGUUACGGUGGCUCCGACCCCACAAUUAUGGAGGAGGACGAGGGUGAAUAUUCUCAACCGCGAUCCAGCCUGUCUUUGCCAAGUUAUGAAGCCUACGAGCCAGGAGGACGUCUAGCGGAGCAAGGCGAUCAGGAGGAUCAGGGCGCAGGAUACCAACCUCACGAGAACCUACGUCGUCGCUCUGAUUCUCUGCGUCCUACCCUGGGUCAACCAAUUGUCCCGCCGAUGGCUCCCAUGGGUGGACUACCAUACGCAAGGGACAAGUUCAUCCCACCGGUCCCACAGAUGGCACGAUUUGGUGAAGUACCCUUCCCGAGAAACGGCUUUGUCCCACAGAUUCCUGAUUUUGGGGGACUUGCCUUACCGAGAAGCGACCUCAUCGCACCGACGCUCGACUUUGAUGGACUUCCUUUGCCAAGGGGGGGCUUCGUGCCACCAGUACCUCCACCACACGUCACUGGAUCUGCCACUGACGGUACACGGAAUUCGCCUUCUCGGAAUUGGAGACAUGAAGAAUCGUUCACGAUCUCUCCGGGAGGUACAGUGAGCGAUCCGAAAAUCACUUCGUCGCGGCCAUAUUUUCCAAAUUCGCCACAGUACCAUCCUAUCAGUGUUUCGUCCGAGUCAGAUGAUUAUGAUGCUCAACAGGAAGCCCAAGAUCGGACAUGGGAAACGAAUCAGGCCCCAGACGGGCGAUCGAAUUUGAUCAACAACGUGGGAGAGCUGGGCAAUGAAGUUGCGAGGCAGCUCACUGAAGCGACACGGAGGAUUCUAGAGCUUGAAGAGUCUGCGAGGGGACACGAACAGACCAUUCAGGAGUUGCUGGACGAGAACGACACUGGGCAUGAUGCUCUUUUGGAAGCACAAGAUGAUGCAUUGAUUGCACAAAACGAAGCUGCUCGUUUGCAGACUUUGCUCGAGGCUCGGGAUGGAAUUGCAAAUACAACAACACAAGCCACUUCUCAGCAGGAACAGAAUCUUCUACAACAGGCAAAUGACAAGAUCAAGGCUUUGCAAAAAGAGCUGGACGACUGCCACAAACAUGGCGAGCAGUUGCAAGCGCACAUGAAUCAGAUGGAAAAGGAGUUGGAUGACUGUCAUGAAGAUGGCAAUAAAUUCAAAGAUCAGGCCGAGUCUGCAGCAUUAAAACUGCACGACUGUGAAGCGGUCAACCAGAGACUGCAUCAGCAGGUCGCUGACCUCGAGAACAGACUGAAGGUCUGCGAGCAGGAUCGUAACGGCGAAGAAUUGCUGCAGAACCAAAUCACCGAGCUCAAGGAGAGGCUGCAAAGCGCUCGUGGUGAUGGAGAUCUCGCGACUCAGCUGGAGCAGUGUGAGAGGGCACGCGACGAUGCGAGAAAAGACCUCCACGAUAUGUAUGGUGAGAUCCCCAAUCUGAGGUUGAAGCUCAAGGAUGCUUUGGCCAAAUCCGCCGAAGGCUCGACAGAGUGCCAAGAGAAGCUCCAGGCCGCAGAGAAGAGGAUCGCCCAGCUUGAGACGGAGUUGAAGGAUGCAGAAGACACGACUGCCGAGCUCUUGGGGGCCGCUGAUGAAGAAAGCCGUGGUGGCUCGAACGAUUGCUGCAAACACUGUAUGGACGCGAAAGUGCAGAAUGAACACCUGCAAGACAAGAUCGCAGAGCUGGAGAAUGAUUUAGAAGCAGCCAUUCAAAACCAGCCCGCCGAUGACGACCUUCGAGCUGCCCAAGCCCUGAUUGCCAAAUUGAAGAAACUCGCCAGAGACAAGACAGAUGAGGCCUUGGAUCUGCAGAAGAGCCUCGAUGAGUGCUACCGACAUGGCCGGAGACUGCAAAAUAAAUUGAAUGCUACGGAAAAGGCGCCAGCAGCCCCCGAGAAGAGUAGUGAGAAAGUUGUGAAAUUAGUUCCUGUCAUCUCGAGAAGCGAAGGCGCUAAAGCCAAAGCUGCUUUACGGGCUCAAGAUGUCACGCCACAGCCACCUAACCAUGAGAGGAGAAUGGUGCGAGGCAGCGACGGCAAAUGGACCCGUUCCACGACUGCAACGUCGCCCGUGGCUGCAGUCGAGCCAGUAGCUGAGGAGAUGGAGGAGGAGGAGGAAGAUGACCAAGACACUCUCAUGAACGACAUCAACAGCUCCGACGGCGACUACGACGACGAAGCCAGCUCAGCCGGACCCAGCAGAGCUCGCAUCUUCGGCAUCCCCGGCCCCGAUACAGAUAAUAACGACAGCAACAACGACAACCCACACGACUUCGACCUUACAGAAGAUCAACACUUCUCCUCUCCUCCCUUCCACAGCCCCACCGACAUUCUCAAAACUCUCCGCCGCCUCCGCGAAGCCAACCGUCGCCUGACGCGCAACCUCUCCAACGUCCGCGAAACCAACAAACGCCUCAUGGAACGCAUCCGAACCGAGGAAGUGCGCAAACAUACCAUUGUGGAAUCUAGCGCGAGAGAAUAUGGGGAAAGAGUACAGUUGCGAAAAGACUUUGAUGCGUUGGUGGAGAGAAAUGCAGUGUUGCAAAGGUGUAGAGAUGCGUUGUUGAGGCAGUUGAGGGGGGAAACGGAAAGGUUGAGGUCGAGGGGAAGAGAAGGGUUAUCGAUUUUUGGUGGAGAUGGGUUUUUGGAUCAGGGAGAGGAGGGGCGGAGGAUGAAGAGGAAGCGUUCGGAGGUGUUUUAGAUGCUUCUCUGAGUGUCUCGAUCGGGGGAAUAGGGGUGUAUAUGUGUCCUGGGGAUGGGAGAAAACUUAUGAUAAUGAUGUUCGGUAUAUCUCGUUUUAUG